Molecule: messenger RNA, 2639 nt
Organism: Spirometra erinaceieuropaei
Lineage: Eukaryota; Metazoa; Platyhelminthes; Cestoda; Diphyllobothriidea; Diphyllobothriidae
Source: the annotation of a GenBank genome assembly
AUGGACAAAGAAGUCCACCGCAGUUUUCGGAUCCUAGCCUUGUGUAAACAAUUCUUCGUCAACAUUUACUCCUUCCGUUAGUCGACUGAUAGGUUUGUUCAGACACGUUAAAACCUUGCCACCGUUACAGUCGAUCACUCUUGAAUGAUUACUAGCGUUGACAUUUAUUCUUUGAUGACCGUCAAAAACUUCUUCCGUUUAUGAUUCCUGCAGUCAAAUGAUCAUCUAAUAAAGUUUCCUUCGAGUCAGACGGUCCAGAAAGAGGAAACUGCCUAAGCUCGUCAGGUGACGAAAAGAGAUUCUUCGCAAUUACCAGUCUGUAUCCGUCCUGCGUAAGACUUCACCGGUAGAUAAUUCUGUUGAAGGAAAAGAGUAUAAAUUUGCACAUUUGCAUUUGGUACAAAGGGCAUGAGACUGAUUUGAUUUUCAGCUAGCAUUUGGAAAUUGAGGGUAUUUGAUAUUUUUGCAGUGUCUUAUACGAAACUUUACAUGAUUAAUAACUGAUGUGUACUAUUUAAUCAUUUUCCCACAAUUUCUUUCAAAGUACAAUUUUAAAGCAUAUAGGCCUUUGAUAAUGGACAUAAAAAUAAGAGAUGUGUUAACUUUCCUUGCAUGUGACAUUACCGUGCCAUCAAUAUCAACAGAGCCUGAGGAAGGGUCCACAAGUGGUCGGAGAGUAUAUACAUGGUUUCAGAAAUGUCGUAUUGAAAAUAAGAGCCCUGAAUAUGGAUAAGGUAAAGGACGACCAUACACUCUCGACAAUGAACUUUUCAAAGCUAUUGUUAAGUAAUGCCGGCGUUAGAGCCUCAAAGAAAUUCCUGUGGCAUUUAGUGUCAGUAUUUAAACAGUGUGCGGCCAAUUGAUAUGAAUCGGUAAGAGGAAAGCACCCGAAAAAUUGGUCCCCCAUGUGUUCAAUCAAAAUCAAAGAGUUCUACGUUUUCUCGUGUGUUUGAUUGUCUUCUUUGCCAAAGUCUGAUUCAUUUUUGGGUCGAAAAGAGACGUGUGACGAAAAAUGAACCCUUUUUGAUAACCGAAAGCGAUCAGAGCAAUGAUCUGAUCGUUACCAAGUGUCCAACCAUUCCCCGAAACCGAAGUUGCAUCAGCAGAAGAUGAUGGUAACUGUCUGGUGGUUUGCUAUUGCUGUUGUCCACAGCAGAUUCCUCGACACCAAUAAGGGUAUCACAGCAGACGGUUAUUGCAAGCAACUCGAAGAAACGGCACCUGCACUAGUGAAUCUACGUAGCACGGUUCUGUUUCACGGAAACUCACGGAUGGCACUACAGAAACCCAGUGAAUUAGGGCACGAAAUCGGCCUGUUUUUCCCGACAACCUAAUACUUUCCUGACAACCAACAGCAAAUUCAGAUCACGCAUUUAACAGUAUACCACAAUGGAUGAUAGUGCAGCGUUAUAGUCCAAGUGAAACAUUUGGCUGCUCAUGGAGCUAUUUGUGACGGAUCGCUAACCAUUGACUGAAUAUUGGCUGUCAAUGAAAAGCAUGAGUAUUUCAGAAAGUUCGUCUCUUUCAAACAGACAAGAAUUACCAAACAAGUUUGUACGCGCGGCGCGGAGCAAACGUUGACAUCGAAUUUUAUGGAAAAUCAUCCGUUCUAGGAACCAUUUCCGAAACUAUUACCAUUUUUAUGCCUUUUGACCUCACAAUUUGAUCAGCCACGAAAGCGUUGAUUCCAUUUCGUUUUUACCGGAGUAAUGCGGGGUUUGAGGAUGGUUUUAAUAGUUUAACGGCUUACUUUUACGAAAUAUGCCAACGCGGUCUGGCAGAAGAAUACUGCUGAUGACAUUAGCUGUCCCAGGCUCAGUGAGAAAAAUCGCUUGCAUCGAGAUAAACAUCGUAUUUGACACUUUGUGUUCUUUGGUGUUUCUAAGUCCAAACAUUGCCAUUUCAUAGGACGGGGAGCCUAUGGCCGUAAUCUAUCGGCUCGGCUUUGACCACACUACUUUCGGACAUUAAACCCCCCCCCCCUUCGCCCUCCCCCCCCUGUGCGAUCUAAUAAACCGUUUUAUAUUUCUCCUCUGCAAGGCAUGAGCACGGCUGCCUGUCAUCCACGUCUGGCCUAUGACUGCGCGCAGAUCCUGUCCAAUCAUUACCCAGAGAGACUAGGAAAGGCCUUUUGUACUCUACCCGGUACGGCCUUCCAGGCCGCGUGGAAAGCUAUUCGCGGCUUCCUGCCUAUCAAUACAGUCUCCAAGGUGAAAAUCAUCAAUUCUAAGACGAAGAUGCGCAGCUACUUUGAGGAAAUUUUCUCACCAGACAUGGUUAACUGGAUGAUAGAGGAGAUCGAGCUGAAUAAGAAGAAGAACAUUACGCCAGAUCAGCGAUCCUUUUGGCUUUGCCCAGCCGCCGGAGUGCACGAUCCGCGCGGUUCACCAGAGUACACCGCCAAGUGGUUGUCACAUCAUCCAUCCGGACACCGACCUCACCCAAACAUUAUUGAUCAUCUGGAACACGGUCUUAGCAGCCCGGCAGCCAUACCUCCCUCAGCAAGCUCCGACGAUCUCGAGAGUAGUGUCAUCAGCUCGGAAGAUGAGACCGAACUGGAUGACGAGAAGGCAUCUGAUUUUCUAAAACACCUGCCCACAGAGUACCAAAUCCCCACAGAUGCCAGUUUACUGUCCUAG